Halichondria panicea is the source of this 1136-nucleotide messenger RNA. RefSeq names its product GATOR2 complex protein WDR59-like. Bases 102 to 470 code for a protein of 122 amino acids. Lineage: Eukaryota; Metazoa; Porifera; Demospongiae; Suberitida; Halichondriidae. The record is from RefSeq and is a predicted model, not a curated record. The transcript is spliced from 7 exons. Gene Ontology annotation, biological process: cellular response to amino acid starvation; positive regulation of TORC1 signaling. Gene Ontology annotation, molecular function: signaling adaptor activity. Gene Ontology annotation, cellular component: vacuolar membrane; Seh1-associated complex.
UCUACGAUACAGUGUGUAGCUAGACUCGCCAGCCAGCCCUUCCUCGGGCCCGAGGAAGGGCUGGCUGGCGAGUCUAGUGUGUAGCGCGGCUGCAAGAGUUGAUGUGGCUGAAGAAGAGGUGUUGUACUGAGCUUCCCAGAGUGGCAGGCAAACACUUUCGCUGUGGACUGCACUGGAAAGAGAGUUGUUCUGGCAGUGCAUGGCGUAAUGUUAGUCAUCGUUGCAGUCAGAAGUGGUUAGCUGUGGUCAAUUUAGAUCAACCUGAGGAGUACAGUGAACCCAAGGCUGUCAGGAAACUAGGGAGACAGAACAAGUACGAGAUCAAGGCAGUGUUGUGGAACCCUCACCUGGUGAAGGAGGACUUACUGGCCUCCACCUGCCAGCAGAAGCUGGAGGUCUGGAAUGUGAAUGCUGAGAGACAUCCUCUGGUACACUCCCUCAAGGCACACACUCGACCAGUCAGGAUAUAAAGAGGUUCUCGUUGCCCAGAGUGAUAUCUCUAGACAUUGGUGUCCCUGCCAACAAGAAGCCUUCACUGAGGGAACAGCUGUCUAAUCAGCUCAAAUAAGAUGUGACUAGACUGAUAGCCAGUAACUACCCUGGUGGCGUCAUCUUUACACAGCUGGCUUCUUUCACCUCACCACAAUUUGCAAAGGCCCUGAAUGAAUCUACCCAGCCGUCUGUCCUGGCCACUCGACUGAAGCUCCCACUACCCCCGGGCAGCGGCAGUCGUGUGGGGGGUCUCAUCGUGUUGUGGUUAGUCCAGCUCAGUUCUCUCUGUUGCACUCCAGCCUGAUCAGCUGACUAUGAACAGAUGUCUAGUAUAAAUUGAACAUAGUAAUAUAAAUUAUGUAAACAAAACCUUCCUAAUUUGUGACCUGCAUAGAAUUCUUAUAUCAUUGUAAAGUAUUGUAUGUACAAUUUUAUCGUCACAUCACCAUUUUUUGUUGAAGCUUAAUAUUAAUUGUUGAACUGUACCGUGUCAUAUAUAUAGGGGGGAGACUGAGGGGUACCCGGGAUUGUUGAUUAUAGUGAUUACGGUCCAUUGUGGUUUAUCAUAUAGCUCCAGAAGACUCCUGCAGAAGCUUUCAGGGAGUCCGGACCAUGCAUCUUUCUGGCAGUCAACUUCUUCAAUA